This is a messenger RNA of Aureobasidium namibiae CBS 147.97, 891 nucleotides long. Its product is annotated as UDP-4-keto-6-deoxy-glucose-3,5-epimerase/ UDP-4-keto-rhamnose-4-keto-reductase. The transcript is spliced from 2 exons. Gene Ontology annotation, molecular function: methionine adenosyltransferase regulator activity. The record is from RefSeq and is a predicted model, not a curated record. Bases 1 to 891 code for a protein of 296 amino acids. Lineage: Eukaryota; Fungi; Ascomycota; Dothideomycetes; Dothideales; Saccotheciaceae. Gene Ontology annotation, biological process: S-adenosylmethionine biosynthetic process. Gene Ontology annotation, cellular component: methionine adenosyltransferase complex.
AUGAUUUCUCCAUCCAAUCAGAACAGGUUCCUGAUCUGGGGCGGUAACGGCUGGGUCGCCGGCCACCUUGCAUCCCUCCUCAAAGACCAAGGCAAAACCGUUGUUACCACCACCAUCCGCAUGGAAAACAGGGAAGCUGUCAUUGCCGAGCUCGACAGAGUCCAACCCACUCACGUCAUGAACUGUGCAGGUUGCACCGGCCGCCCCAAUGUCGAUUGGUGCGAAGACAACAAGGCUGCCACCAUCCGCAGCAAUGUCAUUGGCACACUGAACUUGGCGGACGCUUGCGAGCAACGUGGUAUUCAUAUCAGUGUGUUUGCGACUGGCUGCAUCUAUGCUUAUGACGAUUUUCAUCCCAUCGGUGGACCUGGUUUCAAGGAGACUGACCCUGCCAAUUUCUCGGGGUCUUUCUACUCGGCUACCAAGUCGAAGGUUGAGGAGAUCAUGAUGAAAUACACCAACGUCCUCUGCCUCCGCCUCCGCAUGCCAGUCUCUGACGACCUACACCCCCGCAACUUCGUCACAAAGAUCACCAAAUACGAACGCGUCGUCAAUGUCCCUAACAGCAACACGAUUCUCUACGACUUACUCCCCGCUGCCAUCGUAUUGGCCGAAAACAACGAAAUUGGCAUCUACAAUUUUACCAAUCCAGGCGCUAUCUCUCACAACGAGGUGCUUUCAUUGUUCCAGAAAAUUGUAAGACCGAGAUUCAUGUGGAAGAACUUUUCGCUAGAGGAGCAGAGUAAGGUUAUCAAGGCUGGGAGAUCGAACUGUGAGCUUGAUAAUGGGAAGUUGGUGAGGAAGCUGGAGGAGUAUGGUGUGCAGGUUCCGGAGGUUCAUGAGGCGUAUGAGCAGUGCUUUAGACGUAUGGUCGAGAAUGGUGUUGAGUAA